AUGAAAGUCACAAUUACAUUGUUAGUUGUCUUAGCUCUUGCUAAUGCUGGUAUGGUGCAAAAGUUCCCACUUACAUAUGGUGGCAAAAGAAGCCUCAUGAACAUCAUGGUUGAAGUUGAAAACAAGAUUAAAUCUCAUUCACCUCUUGACACAAUCAAAGGAGUUCUUGAUAACUUCAAAUCAGCAGUUGCUUAAGAAUAAGGAACUCAUGAUGAAGUCUAUACUGCCCAAUUAGCUGAAUGCGAAAGUGAAAUAUCCUACAGAAGGGCCGAAGUUGAAGACUCUGUUGGCACACUCAAAAUCGCCAAUGGUAUUCUCAAGACUUCAAAUAUCUUAUUGACCAAGACUUAAGCAACACUUGGAGAAACUGAAAAUAUAUUAAAUUCUGUAUCCCUCCAUAUUGAUCUUAUCAAUGAUGUCAGAAAAGAAGAUACAUAAUCUUACAAUAGAGGAGCUGUUACAUUCAACGAUGCUAUCAAUGCUAUCGAUGAUGGAAUCGAUCUUGGUGUUGCUUUGGUCAAAGGUGAAGCUAGCUUAAUCCAAGUAGCUGAUAUGACCACCAAAUUGAUGAUGGCUUCAGUUGCCACAAAGAUGAACAAGGCUUUCAUGGCCCCAUUAGCUGCUUUAGCUUCCAUCAAAUAAGAAGAAGAUGCUGCAGGUGCUGCUGAAAGACUCGUCUAAUUAUUAUAAACUUUAAGAUCUAAUGUUGAAGAAGCUUGGGCAUCAUACACCACUGAAAAUACCAAAGCUUUAGCUCUUUUCACCCAAUAAAAGGAUUUAUAUCUUGCUACUUAAGGAAGACUUUCAGAUUCAAAAGAUAAAUUGGUUAUUAAGGCUGAAAACUUACAAGGUGUCAUCUCAGUUCAAACUGCCAUUGCUUAGGCCGCUACAAACAAGAAACAAAGAAACCAAACCUUAUGGGAUGAUGCAGCUGAUUUGUGCCACAGCUUUGAUGUUGAAUAUGAGGCUGUUACCGAAGGAAGAAGAUAAGAAUUAAUUUUGGUUUAAGAACUAGAGAGAGCUGUUGAGAGAAGAGCCGCUGAAUAAAUAUGA
Paramecium tetraurelia is the source of this 1053-nucleotide messenger RNA. RefSeq lists its product as uncharacterized. The record is from RefSeq and is a predicted model, not a curated record. The transcript has a single exon. Lineage: Eukaryota; Ciliophora; Oligohymenophorea; Peniculida; Parameciidae.